AUGCAAACUUCAAAUGUGCCCCUCUCUCUUCCUCCUGCAGACUCUAAAGCCAUCGUGGAUGGGAACCUGAAGCUGAUCCUGGGUCUGAUCUGGACCCUGAUCUUGCACUACUCCAUCUCCAUGCCCAUGUGGGAUGAGGAAGAGGAGGGAGAUGCCAAGCAGAAGACGCCCAAGCAGAGGUUGCUGGGAUGGAUCCAGAACAAACUGCCAGAGCUUCCUAUCACCAACUUCCACAGGGACUGGCAGACCGGCCGGGCUCUGGGAGCCCUGGUCGACAGCUGUGCUCCAGGUCUGUGUCCUGACUGGGAUCAGUGGGAUCAGACUAAACCAGUGGACAACGCUCGAGAGGCCAUGCAGCAGGCUGACGACUGGCUGGGCAUCCCUCAGGUGAUCACCCCUGAAGAGAUUGUUGACCCCAAUGUGGACGAACACUCCGUCAUGACCUACCUGUCCCAGUUCCCCAAGGCUAAACUGAAGCCUGGCGCUCCUCUGCGGCCCAAACUCAACCCCAAGAAGGCCCGUGCCUAUGGGCCAGGCGUGGAGCCCGUUGGUAACGUUGUGAUGAAGAAGGCUCUGUUUACCGUGGAGACCAUCAGUGCGGGGAUGGGGGAGGUGCUGGUGUACAUGGAGGACCCUGCAGGACACAGAGAGGAGGCUAAGGUGACAGGAAACAAUGAUAAGAACCGCACCUACUCUGUCGUCUACAUCCCUAAAGUCACAGGCAUGCACAAGGUGACGGUGCUGUUUGCAGGGCAGCACAUCUCUAAGAGCCCCUUCGAGGUGGAGAUCGGCAUGGCUCAGGGAGACUCCAGCAAGGCCACAGCCCAGGGGGCAGGCAUCGAGCCAUUAGGAAACAUUGCCAACAAGAGCACUUACUUUGAUGUCUACACUGCAGGCGCUGGUGUUGGCGAGGUGGAGGUGAUGAUCAUUGACCCUGCCGGCAAGAAGAGCAUCGUGCCCUGCACCAUCGAGGACAAGGGCAACAGUAGCUACCGCUGCACCUACAAGCCCAUCCAGGAGGGGCAGCACACCCUCUACGUCACCUUCGCUGGGGGCCAGAUCAGCAAGAGCCCCUUCAUGGUCACCGUGGGCGAGGCUUGCAACCCCAGCCUCUGCAAAGCCAAGGGUCGGGGUCUGCAGCCCAAAGGCCUGAGGGUGAAGGAGACCGCAGACUUCCAGGUGUUCACCAAGGGGGCCGGCACCGGAGAGCUCAAAGUCUCCAUCAAGGGGCCCAAGGGUCUUGAGGAGCCGUGCAAAAGAAAAGAUCUUGGAGACGGUGUGUAUGGUUUUGACUAUUACCCCACCACCCCGGGGACAUACUCCAUCACCAUCACCUGGGGAGGGCAGCACAUCCCCCGCAGUCCCAUCGAGGUGAAGAGGGUGAGGGCCUGGGGCGGGCUGGAGCACGGUAUAGUCGGCAAAUCAGCUGACUUUGUGGUGGAGGCUGUUGGAGACAAUGUUGGCACACUGGGUUUCUCUGUGGAAGGCCCCUCUCAGGCCAAGAUAGAAUGUGACGAUAAGGGCGAUGGGUCAUGUGACGUGCGCUACUGGCCCACAGAGUCUGGAGAGUACGCCGUGCACGUGCUCUGCAACAACGAAGACAUCCAGCACUCUCCCUUCAUGGCCGAGAUCGUCAACGCACCAAACAAAGACUUCUACCCCGACAAGGUCAAGGCUCAGGGUCCAGGUCUCCAGAGCAGUGGUCUGGCUGUUGGGAAGCCCACUGAGUUCACAGUGGACGCUAAGCAGGGAGGAAAAGCUCCUCUGAAGAUUGUGGCUCAGGAUGUUGAGGGAACUCCUGUGGAUGUACAGGUUAAGGAUAAUGCCAACGGCACAUAUGCCUGUAGUUACACACCACGUAAACCCGUCAAACACACUGCAAUGAUCUCCUGGGGAGGGGUCAACAUCCCAGAGAGUCCCUUCAGGAUGAAUAUUGGAGCAGGAUGUCACCCUAACAAGGUGAAGGUGUCGGGCCCGGGGGUGGCCAAGACCGGCCUGAAGGCCUUCGAGCCGACGUACUUCACUGUGGACUGUGCAGAGGCCGGACAAGGGGAUAUCAGCAUAGGCAUCAAGUGUGCCCCUGGAGUGGUGGGGCCAGCAGAGGCCGACAUCGACUUUGACAUCAUCAGGAACGACAACGACACGUUCACUGUGAAGUACACCCCCCCUGGUGCGGGCAGCUACACGAUCAUGGUGCUGUUCGCAGACCAGGCUAUCCCCAUGACGCCCAUCAGGAUCAAAGUGGACCCUUCUCAUGAUGCCAGCAAAGUGAAGGCAGAGGGCCCCGGACUCAGCCGCAGCGGUGUGGAGCUGAACAAGCCCACCCACUUCACUGUGAGCACCAAAGCAGCGGGGAAGGCUAACCUGGACUGCAGCUUCAGCGGGCCGACCAAAGGAGAGGCUGUGAAGGACUUUGAGAUCAUCAACAACCACGACAACACACACACCGUCAAAUACACACCUGUGCAGCAGGGUCCUCUGGGAGUCGCCGUGACCUAUGGCGGAGAUAACAUUCCCAAGAGCCCCUUCAACGUGGCUGUGGCCCCCACACUGGACCUCAGCAAGAUCAACGUCACCGGCCUGGGGGACAAGAUGACUGUCGGCAAAGACCAGGAAGUGACGGUGAAAUCGAAGGGGGCCGGGGGUCAGGGGAAGGUCGCCGCCAAGGUCACCUCACCUUUAGGGAAGCCAGUGACCAGCAAGGCAGCCCUCCAGGUGGAGCUGACCUACGACGGAGUCCCCAUCCCCGGAUCUCCCUUCAACCCCACAGCUUACCCCGUCUCAGACCCCUCCAAGGUGCGCUGCUCUGGUCCAGGCCUGGAGCGCGCCAAGGUGGGGGAGAAGGGGGAGUUCGUGGUGGACUGUACCAACGCGGGGCCGGCCGAGCUGACCAUCGAGAUCAUCUCUGACAGCGGCACCGAGGCGGAGGUCCACAUCCAGGACAACGGAGACGGGACCUACACCAUCACCUACAUCCCCCUGUACCCCGGCUCCUACACCCUCACCAUCCGCUACGGAGGCCAGGACGUGCCAAACUUCCCCGCCCGGCUCCCGGGCCCGCCGUGGACGCCAGUGGAGUCCGUGUCUCGGCCGGGAGGCAAAGGAGUUUUCCGGGAGGCGACCACAGACUUCACUGUGGAUGCUCGAGCUCUCACACAGACCGGAGGCAAUCACAUCAAGACCCUGAUCAGCAACCCGUCGGGCAGCCGCACAGACGCCCUGAUCGCUGACCGCGGGGAUGGAACCUACAACGUUGAGUACACUCCCUACGAGGAGGGCCCACACAGUGUGGAGGUGUGCUACGAUGGCUCUCCGGUGCCUAAGAGUCCGUUCCGUGUUGCUGUCACUGAAGGCUGUGAUCCAGCCCGUGUGCGUGUGCACGGUCCAGGCCUGAAGGGCGGCAUCACCAACAAGGCUAACAAGUUCACCGUGGAAACCCGAGGAGCAGGCACUGGGGGUCUGGGUCUGGCCGUGGAGGGUCCUUCAGAGGCCAAAAUGUCCUGCACUGAUAACAAGGAUGGCAGCUGCAGUGUGGAGUACAUCCCAUACGAGACCGGCACAUACAACCUCAACAUCACAUAUGGGGGACAGCCCAUCAAAGGUAGUCCCUUCUCUGUGCCGGUCAGUGACACUGUGGACAGCACCAAGGUGAAGUGCCAGGGUCCAGGCCUGGGCAACAAUGUCAGAGCCAGCAUCCCUCAGGCAUUCACAGUGGAUGCCUCCAAAGCUGGAGUGGCCCCCCUGCAGGUCCGCGUGCAAGGACCCAAAGGAGUGGUGGAGCCUGUGGAGGUGGUGGAUAAUGGUGAUCAGACUCACACAGUCAACUAUGUUCCCACCAGAGAGGGACCCUACUCCAUUAAUGUGUUAUACGCUGAUGAGGAGAUCCCACGCAGCCCCUACAAGGUGAAGGUGCUCCCCACCCAUGAUGCCAGUAAGGUGCGAGCCAGCGGCCCCGGCCUCAACACCACCGGGGUGCCCGCCUCUCUGCCCGUCGAGUUCACCAUUGAUGCCAAAGAUGCCGGCGAGGGAUUGCUGGCGGUGCAGAUCACUGAUCCAGAGGGGAAGCCUAAGAAGGCUAAUAUCCGUGACAACCAUGACGGGACCUACCUGGUGUCCUAUGUACCGGACAUGACCGGCAGAUAUACCAUUCUCAUUAAGUACGGAGGGGAUGAGAUCCCAUACUCCCCCUACCGCAUCAGGGCGCUGCCCACCGGAGACGCCAGCAAGUGCACAGUCACAGUCUCAAUCGGCGGUCACGGUUUAGGCGCUGGUGUUGGCCCAACCAUCCAGAUUGGCGAACAGACAGUCAUCACAGUGGACGCCAAGGCUGCUGGGAAAGGGAAGGUGACAUGUAGCGUGUGCACGCCCGAGGGGGCGGAGCUCGACGUGGACGUUGUUGAAAACGAGGACGGCACAUUCGACAUCUUCUACACGGCACCGCAGCCUGGCGAGUAUGUCAUCUGCGUUCGCUUCGGAGGGGAGCACAUCCCUAACAGUCCCUUCCAAGUCACGGCGCUGGAAGGAGCUCCAUCAGACCAGCUCAUGCAACAGAGCCAAAUCCCCCAGUACUACGCUCAACAGCCCUGGGCAACAGACAGACCAAUGGGAAUGAACGGUCUGGAUGUGGCGGGGCUGAGACCAUUCGACCUGGUCAUCCCAUUCACCAUCCAGAAGGGAGAGAUCACAGGCGAGGUCCGGAUGCCAUCAGGUAAGGUGGCCAAGCCUGACAUCACAGACAACAAGGAUGGCACUGUGACCGUCAAAUAUGCUCCCACUGAGGCCGGGCUGCACGAGAUGGACAUCAAAUACGACGGCAUCCACAUCCCCGGAAGUCCCUUACAGUUCUAUGUGGACUAUAUGAACAGUGGCAAUGUCAGUGCCUACGGCCCGGGCCUCAUCCACGGGACCGUCAACAAGCUUGCCGUCUUCACUGUGAACACCAAAGACGCAGGAGAGGGCGGUCUGUCUCUGGCCAUUGAGGGUCCAUCCAAGGCAGACAUCAGUUGUCUUGACAACCAGGACGGGACCUGCACCGUGUCCUACCUGCCCGUCCUGCCUGGAGACUACAGCAUCCUCGUCAAAUACAACGACAAGCACAUCCCCGGCAGCCCCUUCUCUGCCAGGAUUACUGGCGAUGACUCCAUGAGGAUGUCCCAUCUGAAGGUGGGCUCCGCCGCAGACAUCCCUCUGGACAUCGGAGAGUUCGACCUGAGCCAGCUGACCGCCUCCCUGACCACGCCUUAUGGCCGCGAGGAGCCCUGCCUGCUGAAGAUGCUGCGAAACGGACAUGUUGGCAUCUCAUUUGUUCCCAAGGAGAUCGGAGAGCACUUUGUGAACAUCAAGAAGAACGGUCGUCAUAUUCCCAGCAGCCCCAUUGCUGUCAUGAUCAACCAAUCAGAGAUCGGCGACGCCAGCCGUGUGCGUGUGAGUGGUCCGGGCCUCAGCGAGGCCAGGACCUUCGAGCCCGCCGAGUUCAUCAUCGACACCCGGGACGCAGGCUAUGGCGGCUUGAGCCUGUCCAUCGAGGGGCCCAGUAAAGUUGACAUCAACACAGAGGACCAGGAGGACGGCACCUGUAAGAUCACCUACUGCCCCACGGAGCCAGGAAACUACAUCAUCAACAUCAAGUUCGCUGACCAACAUGUGCCAGGGAGUGCCUUCACUGUGAAGGUGACAGGGGAGGGCAGGAUGAAGGAGAGCAUCACCAGGAAGAGGAGAGCGGCUUCAGUGGCCAACGUGGGCAGCCAGUGUGACCUCAGCCUCAAGAUCCCAGGUGUGAACCAUAAUCUCUGCGGUCAUGUCAACUGAAUCUUACUUUACAGU
Messenger RNA from Notothenia coriiceps (black rockcod), 5823 nucleotides. Its product is annotated as filamin-A-like. Gene Ontology annotation, molecular function: actin filament binding. Gene Ontology annotation, biological process: actin cytoskeleton organization. NCBI's taxonomy places the organism in Eukaryota, Metazoa, Chordata, Actinopteri, Perciformes, Nototheniidae. The record is from RefSeq and is a predicted model, not a curated record.